AUCAUCUUUGAACACACAAACAACCACAGCUCAAAGCAAUUUUAUCAAAAUACAAGAUGAUCCACAAAUUGUCAGUACCCUUGAUUCUCUUCGCAACGAUGCUCAUCGGAGUUACCUGCUCGCCGGCAAUCGCGGCAUCGGCGGGCCAAGGCGUGGCCGAGCCGCACUUUGAAUUGUACAUGCAUGACAUUCUUGGGGGAAGCAGCCCCACAGCUAGGCCCAUAACCGGCCUGUUGGGCAGCAUUUACAGUGGCCAAGUGCCCUUUGCAAAGCCAGUGGGCUUCCUUCCUCCACAAGGAGGUGUGGCCAUUCCCAAUGCAAAUGGUGCCAUCCCUACAGUCAAUGGGCUCAACGGAAUCCCUCUGGGGACAGGCCUAGCAGGGACCCAAUUUGCCGGCCCAAACCCUAAUGGCGUCCAGGCCCAGUUGGGGCCCGACGGGCUGGGCCUCGGGUUCGGCACGAUCACCGUCAUCGACGACAUCCUGACCUUGAGCCCCGAGUUGGGGUCGCAGCCCAUCGGCAAGGCCCAAGGCGUGUACGUCGCGAGCUCGGUCGACGGGACCACGCAAAUGAUGGCCUUCACGGCGGUGAUCGAGGGCGGCGAGUAUGGGGACAGCCUCAACUUUUACGGAGUGUAUAGGAUCGGGGCCGCCCUCUCGAAACUGUCCGUGACGGGGGGGACCGGGAAGUACCAGAAUGCGUGCGGCUACGCGGAAGUGAGGUCGCUCAUCCCGUCGGGCCAAAACGUCAUCGAUGGCGCAGAGAUGCUGUUGAGGAUGACUAUCUAUUUAAGGUACUGACAGACGAUAUCAAAGCAGGCGGUCCAAGAUUUCUUUGGAACAAGGAACUUGAUUUUGAAAUUCCUCUUUUCUGGCAAUGUAAAACAGUGACUGAAAUUGUUUGCGUCGGUUUUUCUUUUCCCCCCUUUAAUCCCAGCAAGUGUAAAAUUCUGGUUUGAUUGAUUGGUCUUCAGCUGAACCAUUGAAUUCUGUUCAUUUGAUGUUCAUCUGUUCAGUCGCCCCCUGUCUAUACAUCAAAUUCAUGCACCUGACCACAU
This is a messenger RNA of Eucalyptus grandis, 1057 nucleotides long. RefSeq names its product dirigent protein 16. The record is from RefSeq and is a predicted model, not a curated record. NCBI's taxonomy places the organism in Eukaryota, Viridiplantae, Streptophyta, Magnoliopsida, Myrtales, Myrtaceae. The coding region runs from base 57 to 800 and encodes 247 amino acids. The transcript has a single exon.